AUGGCUCCUUUCAGGGUUUUCGAGGGCAAACUUGCCAUUAUCACCGGUGCUUCGCGAAGCUUCGGUGCCGUUGUUGCCGAGCAUUUCGCAAGCAGAGGCGCCAACGUUGUUAUCAAUUAUGCCACGGAUGCUUCAACGGAGACGGCACAGGCGCUCGCCAAGGACUUCGAGACCAAGUACAACGUCAAGGCUCUCCCCGUCAAGGCCGACCUGAGCAAGUCCGACGCUCCUCAGCAGGUCGUUGAUGCUGCGAAGGCUCAUUUCACCGACGCAAAUGGACGCUUCCAGAUUGACAUCAUCAUCAACAACGCCGCUACCGUGAACGCUCAGGGGAUUGAUCAGCUGGAUCUUGAUCUCUUCGAUGCCACCUUCAACCUGAACUGCAAGGCGCCCGCUCUGCUUGUGAAGGCUGCCUUCCCCUACCUGCCCACUGACCGUUCUGGUCGGAUCGUCAACAUUUCCAGCGCUACCACUACUUGGGGUGUCUGGUGGCAGACAUCUUAUGCCGGUACCAAGGGUGCAAUCGAGGCCAUGACUCGUGUCUGGGCUCGUGAGCUUGCUGAGAGAGCCACGGUCAAUGCCGUAGCUCCCGGCCCUAUGGAUACAGGGCUGUACUCUAGUCUGCCUGAUGAGCCCCGGGAGGCUCUGCGGCCAUUUAACAUCCUUACACCACUUGCUAAGGCUAGGCCUGAUGUUGACAGCCAAGAGGUUCUAGAUUUGGCCCAGAGCAUUGGUGGACGCCCCGGGUACCUGGAAGAGGUUGCCGGUGUUGUAGGAGUUUGCUGCCUGCCGGAGAGCGGAUGGAUGACGGGCAACCUUGUUGGUGCUAGCGGAGGUGGUGCUUUCGUUCGAUAA
Molecule: messenger RNA, 855 nt
Organism: Colletotrichum graminicola M1.001
Lineage: Eukaryota; Fungi; Ascomycota; Sordariomycetes; Glomerellales; Glomerellaceae
Product: short chain dehydrogenase
Exons: 2
Coding region: 1-855 (284 amino acids)
Molecular function (GO): oxidoreductase activity, acting on the CH-OH group of donors, NAD or NADP as acceptor
Source: RefSeq, a predicted model, not a curated record